CAGAGGCAGAAUGGACUCACCGUUGGAGAACUUGGAAACCCAACUCGAGCUGUUUAUCGAGAACGUGCGGCAGAUACGCAUCAUCGUUAGCGAUUUUCAGCCGCAGGGCCAGAACGUGCUGAACCAGAAAAUCCAAUCGCUCGUGACGAUGCUGCAGCAGAUCGACAAGCUCAAGACGCAGAUCGACGUGAACGUCCCGUUGGAAGUUUUCGACUACAUCGACCAGGGCCGCAACCCGCAGCUCUACACCAAGGACUGCAUCGACAAGGCGCUGACGAAGAACGAGGAAGUGAAGGGCAAAAUCGACUCGUACCGCAAGUUCAAGAGCAAUCUGAUGAAGGAGCUCAGCGAAACGUUCCCGAUCGAGAUCAGCAAGUACAAGGCGAUCCGUGGGGACGAGUAACCGGUCUGGAGAUGAAUGAUGCUGCAUCUCAGGACGGCUCCGGUGUGGCCGCUUCGUGGGACGUAACGUUUUUCUUUAGGAUAUAAGCGGAAAUAUUAGGGCGGGAAGAAGGAAGGGAUUGAAUAGUGCCGGAGAUCGUCGCACCCCGGAGGGAAGGGAAUACAAAGACAAAUCUUUUAAUAAAUCUGUAAAUCAUCCCGAUCUUGA
This is a messenger RNA of Anopheles aquasalis, 610 nucleotides long. RefSeq names its product mediator complex subunit 10 (gene MED10). Gene Ontology annotation, molecular function: transcription coregulator activity. Lineage: Eukaryota; Metazoa; Arthropoda; Insecta; Diptera; Culicidae. Gene Ontology annotation, cellular component: mediator complex. The record is from RefSeq and is a predicted model, not a curated record. Gene Ontology annotation, biological process: regulation of transcription by RNA polymerase II.